Cladocopium goreaui is the source of this 2118-nucleotide messenger RNA. The record is from the annotation of a GenBank genome assembly. Lineage: Eukaryota; Dinophyceae; Suessiales; Symbiodiniaceae.
UGUGACAUAUGACUGACCAGUUUUGCUCCUGGCUAAGGAGUUCAAACCAUGAUUUCUACGGUCACUGAUCCAGCAUUGGCUGCCAUCUUGCAGCGUCGACGCUUGUUGAGCGAGCCGCAAGUAGAGGCCAGCUGGAGCAAUAGCAAUGAUAGGAGCUUACGAGAUGGAGCCACUAUGGUUCCGAGCAUUUCGCCAACGGUACGUCCGGGCUUUGUCCAAGAUGCCCUAGCUGCGAUCCAGGAGCGGCUCACAUUCGAGCCAAAGUCACAGCCGAAUGUGCAAUGCUUCGACAUGGCCACGGAUUCAGAGUCAGAGGACAGUAGUGAUGAUGAGACGUGCCAUGCAGACCGCUUAAACGCACAAAGCUCGGAGUCAACUGGGGAUGAGGAGCUGGGCUCUCUUUCUGAGGGCCGGCCCACGUGCUGCACCCAGGCAAUUGAAGCAAUCGAGCUUUGUGCUUCCCAGCUAUUGAAAGUAACACGCGAAAGCACAGUUGGUGAACUCCGCGCUGCUGUGAAUGAUCAGAUAUCUUUCAAUCCGGUGAUCCUGACACGUGCAAGUGAAAUUGGAGUGGACCAGCCUGCCUUUCUUCAACUGAAUGACAAAGACGUGAUUGCGACAGUGGUCGGAAAUGUCGAGGAUCUUGUGUUGCGUAACGUGCUCGUCUUGGACCACGACGGCCAAAGCUUGUCGACCCCACCGCGAAGCAGGUUGCAGAUCCUCGAGGAGGAAAACGCUGACUUGAAAACUCAGCUACGACGUUUGGAGGAACGCCUAGCCGCAGCGGAGCAGAACACCAAUGAUGACAGGAUUGAGGAGACGACCCCGAUUUUACAGCCAAAGAAUGAAAAUGGCAGGGAAGACAAACUUGUCUCCCCCAGAGACAGUCACUUGGAACACGCAGAACAGGGCCAAACCACAAUGGGAGAACUGGCAGAACUGGCAGAAUCUUUGGAUGUCGAUUCCACUGGGGAAGAUGUGGCAGCGCAAAGUCUCGCGGAGAGGCCACUGGAAGCCCAACUCGAAGAUGCCAAGGAAGUGCCGCAGCCAAAGAUGCUACAAGAGGAGCCUCCACCUGAGAUUCCGUUGGAUCAUGCAGCCGAGUCUGUUAAAGAUUUGCACCAGCCGACCACAAUGCCUCAACCGACUCCUUUGGUGGAAGAGGCGCUUCCUGCAAAGCGCAAAGGCACUCCAUUGUGUGUCUCGCUUCUGUCAAUGCAGUCUCCAGACCAGCCAGCGAUGAAGCUUGACAUGACCACCAAGUCUACGAUUGCAGAGCUCCGAGCACAGGUAAUGCACGCCUUCGAAAUGGAUGAACGCACGGCCAAACGCUUGCGUUUCUUGCGAAAGAGAGGCACUUGCUAUGUAUCUUUCAAGGAGGCUGAAUGUGUCCGGGAGAAAAUCUUCCUACAUGACCCGGACAUCCGCGCACUGUCUGGCUUGAAGUUGCGCAGCUUCUCUGGUGUUGGCGGUAGCAGACCGACGGUGGAGGAGACCAGCGGCUUGCAGCACAGCUUGCCAGCAGGUGUCGACGACUUCAUGCAAGAAUUCAUUUUGCACACUUUUGCUCGGAUGAAUGAGGAGGAGCGCAAUUCGUGGAAUGCGCUUCCCAAAUUCGUGAUUUGGACUAUGUGGUUCGACAUCCUCUCGAGCCCUUUCUUCAGGAAGUGCAUGGAAGGAAAGUUUCGCGAAGCCACUUUUGGUCCCAACUUUGACAGGAAAGCCUCGAUGCGGCUUGCAAAGGAUGACCCGGUUCUCAAAGAAUAUGCUUUCCACAAGCGUCAGCUCAUUUCAGUGUGGUUUGAAGAAGAAGAGAUCAAGGAGGCAGUGAAGCAAGCUCCAGAAGUUCUUCCAGAGGUCCCAUGCAGGGUUGAAAAGGACCGAGCCUGCGACCACGGCCUUUUUGACUUCGAUGAUCUCGAUGAGGCUGAGAUGAGCACCAUUCAAUGAGCUCGUCCAGUCUUAGUGCAAGCUCUGCAAGCCCGGCUUGCCAUGGAGACAAAAACUGCCGCUAUGGCUAUGGAGUCGCCCAAACUGUGGUCGAUUUUGUGUUUUUUCGGUACGCACUGCGAAUCCUGUAGAGGCAACGUUUGGCAGGACAUCACAGGCAAUUUGGAC